UGUUCUUUUUAGUACAUUUUCAUUUGAAUUUAUUGUAUUUUUUAUUUUGUAUUCUUUUUAAGAACAUUAUUUACUUCGUUUUGCUUUCUUGCUUCUAAAACUGUGAUUUAUUUUUAAGAUGCUUUAUGCUUUAUUCGUUUAACCUGUGUAUUUGAGGAUUUGUUGUUGUCUGCUUGUAUCUCACUUGUGUAAAUGUAUCCGUAAGCGUACAUAUUUUUUCUAUGCAUUCCUGAUAACUUUUUUAAAUAAUUGUACUUGUAUGUGAUGAUUGAAUGCAUGAACGAAUGGGUUACAUACAUGGGUGUGUGAACGGAUGCAAAAAUGGAUGCGAAUAUGAAGGGAGGAAGCUUUACUGGGCAGAUAUAGGUACACACCUGAUAGGAUGGACGGAUCUGGACGGCACAUAUUCUGGAGUUUAUUUUAAACUGGAGGGCUCAUAUUUUAUGGGCCUGGAUAUCUACCAAAAUGAGUUGUUUGUCACAGACUGGGGACCUAAACAACAUAUGGCAGAAACAACACGUAUCUCUCGCAUCGGCAAGAAUGGAACCUUGAGGACGACUGUUCAAGUUAAUUACUUUGUAAACGAUGUUAGGGUCUAUGCCGAGGAAAGAACACAUAAAGCAUCUACUUCGGCAGCACCAACAAGCAAUCACACAAUCAGAGGUCAAAGUUCAGACUCUAAUGGCGCUGAGACAUUAAACAUCAUUUUGGUCGGCGUCAUCGUUGCCUUGGUAGUAGCUGUGGUCAUCGCCAUUCUCGUCGUUUUUAUCAUAAAAAAGAAAUGUAAGUAAACAUAAGAAAUUUUGAUUUCCA
Molecule: messenger RNA, 813 nt
Organism: Pomacea canaliculata
Lineage: Eukaryota; Metazoa; Mollusca; Gastropoda; Architaenioglossa; Ampullariidae
Product: low-density lipoprotein receptor-related protein 6-like
Exons: 4
Coding region: 273-791 (172 amino acids)
Source: RefSeq, a predicted model, not a curated record